AUGAGUGAAGGGUCAUCAGUUCCAAAUUAUCAUAAAGUUUGGUACAAUACAUUACACUUUAAAAAGAAGAAGGGAGGUAACCACGAUUUAGGAAUCGAGAUUGAAGGAGUUAUUCCCUCUGCUGGUGAGAUCAGACUUCUUGGUAACAGACACAAGUAAUGCUUAUAUUACACCAUUGGUGUUGAUGUUUGCCAAACUCAAAUGAUGCAAUAAAAUGCUGAUAACUUCUUAGCUUGCAAAGAACCAAUAGAUGGAAUGUGGAGAUGCUAUACAGAGGGUAAAUAUGGAUAAUCAAUUAGAGAGUCUCCAGACUAUACUAAGGUUCAUGAGAGAAAGUUUUAUGACUGUCUAUUUAAAGAAGCUGCUGGUUUAGACGUUUGUUAAACUCACUUCAAUGACAUGAUUAGAAGUGUUUACAGAUCACCAGAAAAUGAGCUUUGCGACUGGUAUUGA
This is a messenger RNA of Stylonychia lemnae, 453 nucleotides long. Lineage: Eukaryota; Ciliophora; Spirotrichea; Sporadotrichida; Oxytrichidae. The record is from the annotation of a GenBank genome assembly.